Molecule: messenger RNA, 498 nt
Organism: Bipolaris oryzae ATCC 44560
Lineage: Eukaryota; Fungi; Ascomycota; Dothideomycetes; Pleosporales; Pleosporaceae
Exons: 1
Coding region: 1-498 (165 amino acids)
Source: RefSeq, a predicted model, not a curated record
AUGCAGACGGACGACUGGGGCAGGUUGACGUGGAGGCGGGGGGUCAAACACGCCUCCGACCUGGAGACAGCGGUGACGGGUUGGGGCCUCGCUGGAGUAUUGGCCCUCGCCAAUUGGGGUACUCGCAGCUCCCUAGACAUUGGCGGCACGAGGGCUUGGGAGAAAGCUGGACCCAGACACGAUCCGAGGGCCGGGAUCGGGGUGUGCCGGGCGGUUGGAUGGCUGAGGGUGAAUGUGAAUGUGCGCAUUAUCGCAUCAGCAAGUCUUGUUGUCAUUGCGGGCUGGGGCUAUCGUACGCGUGGCGCAUUUGCGCAGAGAGCCGGGACGGCGAGGGGGACGGCGACGGCGGUGGCUGCGGCGAAGGCGCUUGUGCUUGUGCGUGAGGUCCCCCCCCCUUCCUGGCCUGGCUCGUUACCCCCACCUGCCACCUCCAUCGCCGGGCAGUCGCGUGGGAAGGGCUGCCCUGUGCGCCUGCCUGAUGCGACAACGAGACCCUGA